UGGUGCGUAAAACUAGUGCGGUGUUCGCGUUUUUUUGUUUAUUUAUAAAAGUUUAAUUAUUGUGAGUGAAUUGAGUUUCAUUGAAUAGAAAUCGAAUUAUUUAAUUAACUUUAGUUAUUACUUAGAACCUACGAAACUUCGGUGCGCUAGGCUAACUAUGUCAACAACAAAGCUUGUAAAUGAAUUUUGCGAAAUUAUCGACACUUACGGUGGUCGCGAUAAGGUGAUGAAGGCACUGUGCUACAGCGCCAAACUGAUCGCCGGCUAUCAUUCCAGCCGUAACCCAGAGCUGGCGAAACGUUAUGCCAUUACCAGUUCACGUAUUUCGGGCGCGCGCGCCACCCUUCGCCUCAUCGAUGACAUCCCCAUGAUACAAUACGCCUUGGAGUAUGGCUUGGGCACAGCGGAGCCAGAUCGACUAAUGGCGGUGCUGGGAGUUUCAGCAAAUAUUGUGGAUUUGCUUUUUUACCCGGUUGAGAAAAUUUGCUGGCUAUCGGAACACAAUAUUAUCGAUGUUAAGAAUGCAGAUGCCUGGGAUGUGCUUAACUCUUCUUUUUGGGUACUUUCCGUUUACUUGAAUUUGAUGAGAACAUUGCGAAGUUACUCGCUAAAUCAACAGAAGUUUAAUGAGGUGAAUGUUGCUAACUCCCAUGUAGAUGAAAAAGUACUCAAAAAGCAUCGACUAGAGCUACUCUCCGUACUUCGACUGUCACUCGAUUUCGCACAUGCCGUCAGCACGCUGCCCAAAGGCUACCUUUGGGGUGGUAAAUUAUCCACAUUUCAAGUAGGCGCCAUCGGCACACUCUCCGCAGGGAUUGGCAUUUAUCAACUAUUUGCCAAGCGACGUUUAAAUAAAUGAAAAAAAAAACAAUAUACACUUCCUGCGGCAAAGCCGCGUACAAGCACGCACACACAUUCGUACCCUCAUCAAAACAUAUCGUCUAAGCUCUACUAAUGGAUAUUUUACACUACUCAGUGCAUUAGUUGAUAAUUGAUUUUCAUGCUUUGUUUUUUGUUUUAAUAAAGUUUUUUAUACAUAUUUGUGAUUUGCGAUUUGCGCGACGGAAAUGAAAAAAGAGAGACAAAACUGACGAGUUAUUUGCAAAUGUAUUCCUAUGUAUCUUAUAAGUUUAUUAUAUGAAACCAAUGCAACUCAAGGCAAUCAAGGAUUUAGCCAUUUUGGCCUUAUUAAUUAAUCAAUAAUCGUGCAAUUGUUGUUUUGUAUGUUAUAGAGUGAAAAAAAAGAAAAUUUAAUUUAUACGAUACUUUAUCGACAUACAUAUCUAAUGUGUAUGUAUAUUUGUGUACAGAAGGAACUAAAUUUGCAAAAAGAAAAUGCAAAUAAAAAACUAAAAUAAAAAACGAUUUAAAAGAAAAACAU
Molecule: messenger RNA, 1381 nt
Organism: Anastrepha obliqua
Lineage: Eukaryota; Metazoa; Arthropoda; Insecta; Diptera; Tephritidae
Gene: Pex11c
Product: peroxisomal membrane protein 11C
Exons: 4
Coding region: 158-859 (233 amino acids)
Biological process (GO): peroxisome fission
Cellular component (GO): peroxisomal membrane
Source: RefSeq, a predicted model, not a curated record